This is a messenger RNA of Bactrocera dorsalis (oriental fruit fly), 1563 nucleotides long. Its product is annotated as senecionine N-oxygenase. Gene Ontology annotation, molecular function: N,N-dimethylaniline monooxygenase activity; flavin adenine dinucleotide binding; NADP binding. Bases 227 to 1510 code for a protein of 427 amino acids. The transcript is spliced from 5 exons. Lineage: Eukaryota; Metazoa; Arthropoda; Insecta; Diptera; Tephritidae. The record is from RefSeq and is a predicted model, not a curated record.
AUAAAGCUGCCAGCGAUCACACGCAGCCGUUCAGUUGCAGCGCACGUAAGUAGCGAGGCGGAGCUUAUCAAAGCGGCGUACGAAUUUCGAAAAUAUACGCACAGUUUUUGCAAAAAAAGAAUAUUUAUGAAAAUAUAGCAGAAGAACACGGAGGGACGAAAGAAGAAGAGACGAAAAAUAUUUAUGAAAAUAUACUAAAACAAUACUUAGGGACAAAAGAAGCUCAAUGGCCGCAAAAGUGAGUUGCUGCGUGGUUGGCGCCGGUGCUGCCGGCCUCUGCGCGCUCAAGUACGCGCUCGAGUAUGGCAUGGAGGCGGUGGCGUAUGAGAAAUAUAAUGAAAUCGGCGGCACCUGGGUGUGCACGGAGCAUGCCGCGGACGGCUGUGCCACGGCGGAGGAUGUACACAGCAGCAUGUAUGAUGGUUUGCGAACCAAUUUGCCAAAGGAAGUAAUGGAUUUUCCAGACUUCAAAUUCCCAACAAAUAUGCGUGAAUCUUACAUAUUGGCCAGUGACGUACUGAAAUACUUUCAAUCUUACGCCGAACACUUCAAACUACUACCUCAUAUCAAGUUAAGACAAGAAGUGGUACGCGUACGGCCAUUGCAUGGCAAGUGGGAGGUAUUAACGCUGGAUUUACAAAGCAACGACUACACGACACAGCAAUUUGACUACAUUUUCAUAUGCAACGGACGCUAUGCGACGCCCUCUUAUCCGAGCACGCCGGGCAUUGAUCUUUUUAAAGGCCAUAAAAUACACAGUCAUGUCUUUCGCAGAGCAGAGACAUUCAAAGAUGCCACUGUGCUUAUGGUAGGUGCAGGCCGCAGCGGUAUGGAUAUCACCCACCACAUUUACCCCUACGCCGCACGUAUUUACCUAAGUCAUCAUCUGCAACAAAAGCCGCCAAUCACCGAUUUUAUGCCGAAUGUUGUGCAGAAGCCGGUCGUGGAACGCUACACGGAGAACGGCGCCAUCUUCAAGGACGGCACGGAGGCCAACUUUACGCAUAUUGUCUUCUGUACGGGCUACGACCUGACGAUACCCUUCCUCAGCGCCGAUUGCAACCUGCAAGUGCACGACAAUUUGGUAUACCCACUCUACAAGCACUGCAUCAAUAUCUACCAUCCCACAAUGUGUUUCAUCGGUCUGCCGAUUUAUGCCUAUCCAAUACAAUUGUUCGACUUGCAAAUGCGUUUUGUAAUGCAAUACUAUAGUGGGAAACUGCAACUGCCAAGUGCGGAGGAUAUGCUGGCCGAUACGGAGCGUGAUUUAGCUGAGCGCAGGGAACGUGGCCUGCCGCGCAGGAAGGCGCAUUUAGUGGGCGAACGACAGUUCGAUUAUUAUGAUGAGUUGGUGGCAUUGACGGGAAUCGACAAUAUUAGACCAGUGAUCAAAAAGCUUUCGAAGAUCUGUGGUGGCAAGUUUCUUUACGAUUUACAAAACUACCGAAAAACGGCAUUUAAGGUGAUAGACAAUGAGAAUUUUGUACAAUUUAAAUUAGGCGAAGUGUAAAAAUAAAUAUUGAAUACUUUACUUUAAAUAAAGAAGCAACAAAAAUCACAAAA